UCCCGUCCAAGAACUCUUGGACGCGUCAGUCGCUCGCGAGAAUUCAGUCGAGAGUACGCCUCCGAGUUACCGCGGCUAUAACGGUUAACUGUAAAAAAGAUUUUCAAAAAUAAACGACAGUUUUCACAAACAUUCAUAUGUGUACGACAAUUUUGAAAAACUCUGUUACGAACAAUCGAUUUACCGCGUACAGUGCGACGUCCGGAUAUUUUUUAUUUUUAAACCUAAUAGUUUAAUUUAUCGUCUUAUAAAAUAAUAUCACAGUGUUACAUCGAACGGGGAGGUUCGCUAAACCAACCCCCCGAGACAUUGAAAAACGAGGAUAGUAAAACGAAUGAUUUAAGAUGAAAAAAGCUGGAUUUCAUCUUAAUCUCGAUUUGCAUCGGUGAAUGUGAUUUAAAUAAAUCAUCGCACGACGAGUUGACGAGAAUAAUCGAGAUACUUUCGGUGCGGUGAACGGAGGAAUCGGUUUUGAGAGCGGUGAGAAAUUUUCAUCCGCGAAAAAAACCGCUGCAGCGACGAUACGCGGCGUUGCGGAGGACCCGAGCGGCGCUCUUGGCCUUGAACUUUAAAUUCCAUCCUUCGAGAAGAAGGGUGCGAAUUAUCCGUCGUUCGUAAAGCCCCCCCCCCCCCCCUCCCCCUCGGUGCGAAUAGUCGCGAGGUGGGUAGUUUUCGCGGUGUUUCGCGACGCGAGGAUAUCGUCGUCUUUGAGAACCGCAGACCGAUUGACUGGCGUGUAUAAAAAUCAGGGAAAAAGGAGAAGUGGUACCGCGAACGAGCCGAGCGUCUCGGUUCCCAAUGGUGUCAUCAACGUGGUGAAGUGACAUUUGAAAAGAAAAGAAGAGGAAUAGAUAAAAUUGGAGGAAUCAGUGGUACACGAUAAAUCGGUAAAAGAUGCCGAAGAUAUUUUUAAUUAAGAAUCGCCUUCACCAGCAGCAACUCAGGCUGCAGGAGGCUCAACAUCUCAGCAAAAGUCCACCGCCUUCUUCCGGCAAGGAAAGUCCACUCGGUGGAUCCGAACCGCUAAGUUUAAUCGUCAACAAACACCAAUAUCGCGACAGAACCGAUGACGACAGAGCGACCACCCCUGAGUCCGUGCGCAGCACGAGUCCUUCGGGAUCGCCACCACCUCCGGGAAUCGGUCGACCUUCCACUCCGACGAACACACCACCCUUACGUUUUAUAUCCAGUAUACUCGGUGGCGAUGUACCUUACGGGAGCAGAGGUCACGUGCUCACGAGGGCGGAACGCAAGGAGUACAGCAGUCCCCCGAUCGCGCCUACCGAGAAAUUACCGUCUACGGAAAAAAUAACACUACCGAGGGCGCAGACACCCCCGAAAACGCCGAGAGUCGAACCACCGACAAGGGUGUCCGUCAUAAGAAGGGUCCCCCCACAGACCCAAUCCCCGAGACGAGAAGAGACAAACCUAGAAGUACCGAGAACGAGGGAACCCGAACAGGAACAACCGAUCGACUAUGCGGUUCCAAAGAGAAAAGGUGAGGUCGAAGAAGAGCGCGGCAGGGACGGCGCCAAGGCGAGCAGGAUCGGAAACUCAAUUGCACGGCCUCUUCUGGCCAUGCGUGUCUCGAACGCGAGUCAAGUAGUGCAGGUAGUAAAGGCGGCGGCGGGUCAUGGGAGGAAUUCUUCUGGCAGCGGUAACGGGUCGGGCGGUCAAAACUCUGGAAAUUCCGGCGGCGGAUCGUCCGGCGGAAGCGUGAACUUCAGCGGAGGCGGUGGAUCCGGAGGAGGAAGCGGAGGUUCGUCGCUCGGAGGCGGUACCGGCGGGGGAGGUGGUGCCGUCGGCGGUGGAGCCGGGGGAGGAGGAAUGAAUCCCGGAGGGAACGGUGGUCGAGGAAAUUACGGACCGAGUUCACCACCGACGGGAUCCCUGCCCCCGUUCUACGAGUCGCUCAAGGGCGGCAAUAACUUGGCAAAUUUCGCCAAUCAGUACAACGGCGGAAGUGGAAACACUCAAGGGAACGGCUACCUAACACCUUCGCCAGCGGUUGGUAUGGAGUGCGACACGGGACAACAAGAACUCGGAGGUCAAAAUCAGUACGGUGCGCAGGAAGGAAAGCAGUAUUCCUUGCUCCAAAAUGUCUGCGCGUCUUACGGUUUGACCCUGAAGGAAGAGGAGGAUCUUUCCGCCUACAAAUUGCAGCCGGGCGAUCUUUUGUCCGGACAAUACGGGGCCUACGACGUAACGGACUCGGGGAUGAUGGUCGAUAUGGUAACCGGAGCCGUAGUGGAUCCCCUUCAGUUCACGGCGACCCUCACUUUCAGUUCGCCGUCCGAUCACACGGCUCUGUUGGAGAGUCUUAGCGACGCGGCUGACCUAUUCCUCCCAAGGUUGCCCGCCGACGAAGGUGGCAAUGACCUACUCGACGACUCUCUUCACUCACCGCCUUCCGCCGGAAGCACCAUCGGUCAGGACGGUCAAAUCACAUCGCCGGUAGAACCGAGCGUCGAUCCAUUCCCCGAACACAAUAUCGCCCUCGCCAGAGGAUUCGACGCCUCCAGGCAUUACGGUACCUCACAGCACUUCAACCCGUCGAAACUUUCCACCAGUCUCGCAUACCCUCCCGGUGAAUCGAGCUACCAGCCUCUCCCCAAAGAACGUCCGGAGCUGGCUCUCCACAUCAACCAACAACAAAACGAGCCCCAACUUCAGCAACUCCAAAUUCAAGUCCAACUGCAACAACAAGCAGCCUCCUCGUCGCCUCAUCAACAUCACCAUCAGAGUCUCCUUAGUCCCGGACUCAGUUUCGCCGGAAGUGGACUCGAUUUAGAUUCCGCAAGCAGUGCCGGCGGAAGCCUUCCAAGUCCCGGAGCGGCCAGCUGUUCGUUGGACACCGCCUCGGCCAGCGCGUCUUCACCCUGCACCCUCAUGGACCACGGGCAGGUACCGAGCCCUGCGAGUGUCACCGCCAGCGUGAGUGCCUCUUCCACAACUUCCAAUUCACAUACUUCCCCGGUCGGAGAUCCUCCGCUCCCGCAGCGCGUCAACGUCCUUCAGCAGCGGCUGGGAUUACCGGGCGACGUUCCGAUUGAGUUCGUUAACGGUGGACACGGAAUAAAAAAUCCAUUGGCCGUUGAGGGGCAACGACAAGCGGCGUCGACGCGCGAUGAAGAAAAAACCGCCCGACCGACUCCCGGCAAGGACGACGACCCGAACAGAUUCACUUGCCGCGUUUGCAGCAAGAAUUUCAGCCUUCAGCGGCUCCUUAAUCGUCACAUGAAAUGCCACAGCGACGUGAAACGGUAUCUGUGCACUUUCUGCGGCAAGGGAUUCAACGACACGUUCGACCUGAAAAGGCAUACCAGAACGCAUACAGGUGUCAGACCGUACAAGUGCAAUCUUUGUGAGAAGAGCUUUACCCAACGUUGCUCUCUUGAGAGCCACUGUCUGAAAGUUCACGGUGUUCAACAUCAGUACGCUUACAAAGAACGCCGCACCAAGGUUUACGUCUGCGAGGAGUGUGGUCACACCACGCAAGAACCGGAAGUUCACUAUCUACACUUGAAGGACAAACACCCGUACAGCCCGGCGUUAUUAAAAUUUUACGACAAACGUCACUUCAAGUUCACAAAUAGCAAUUUCGCCAAUAUGCUGCUCCAGGUUCGCACGUAAAUUUAUCCUCACGGAGAAGAAAAAGAACGGGAGUAAGAGGUGGAGGUGCGGCGCGAUGGCUCGGAGAGUUUUCGAAAAUCUAUAAAUCGAUUUUGCAUCCAUCAUCCGUUUCUGGGUUUUCAAAGAACGCGAGACCAUCGCAGGGACACUAUUUAAUGACCUGAGUCUAACGCCAGCAUAUUUCAUGGUUGCAUUUCGAGUGAAUGAUGAAAUAAUUUAUAGGUAUAUCAUUUACACAUCUUUCGUCGAGACGCGGUAUGAAGUGGGCGGGCGGUAGGCCUUUUAUUUAAUAUUAAGUAACUUAGCGCAGUAUUCAAUUUUUAAUUAUAGUUAAUAAUUAUUCAGGAUUAGUAAGUUAACCGUAUCGAGCGAAAAUGGGACGAGUAGCGCCCGUAAACUCGGAUUCAACGUUUCGGGAAUGCUUUCUUUUUCUUUUGUUUUUUUUUUUUUUAUAAAUAAAUAUUAAUAUACACAAUACAAACGAACUGAUAAAGAGACUUUUGAAUGACUCGAUGUGAUUUUGGAAAGUUACGUUGCUUUCCGACUUGGCGGGCGACGUGCGAGAGAUCCUUGACCCUCGUGUCGGGAAUUCAUUGAUCUGAGAAUUGCAGAAUAAGAGACGAUAAUUGUUCGUGUUACCCUGUAGUAACGACGUCGAGGAUCUCUUGUGGCAACGCGUUUUUUUUUUUUUUUUAAUAAUUUAAUAUUCGCCGUGACUAUUGCGUAUUAGAAGACUUACAGUUCAGGCAAUUUUACUGUAUUUAAAAAGAUAUACAAUUUUAUUUAAGAUUAUCAUCAUCCCUAGUAAAUAGGCCUAUACACAGUUUCGUUCUUCAUCAUCUAUAUCGCAUUCGCUGGAGGGGGGAAGAAAUCAUCGCGAACUUCCGGACGUGAAUAUAAUAAUUUUUGUCUAUUCUCAUUAAAUCCGGGUCAUGUAUAACGAUUGUUGAUGGAAUCGUGUAUAUUUUGCGUACAUUUUCUUGAAUAAUUGAUUUACAUUUUUCACUCACCACACACGCGGAUCGACGCAUGCAUACAUAUAUAGAAUAAUUGAACAAUCACAUAUAGUCGAAACGGGGAUUUGUGCAAUUUGGUGGUAGGUAAAGUAAAAACAAAAAAAAUACACGUAUUGAAACACGAAGCAGACGUAGGCAUGAAACACGGCACACGGCGCACAAAUUACGAUACAUUUAAAUAGGUAUACCGUAGUACAUAUAAUGAUAGGAUGUAACUAGACACGGACAAGGUGCAAAAGUAACAAGACCAGCAAUUAUGCUCUAUCUUUGUAGAAUAGAGCAACUGAAAAUGCAGAUCGAAUAGGAGAAUAGUAAGAAUUAAAAAAUGUGUUUUUUUUUUCAACAACAUAAAGAAACGAAAAUAACAAUAAGUGGUGUUGUCUACGAACAAGGUGCUUGAAUCCAUCCAUACAUACGAAACGCAUGUAUACAUAGUAGUAGAAACUGUACCCUAAAAGAUCAAUAAAAUCAUUUUUUACGCAAACUAAGAAAGAGCGAAGAAUAAGUAUAACCGAUCAAUCGACGUUUCGAUCAGAUGUACUCACCUACGCCGACAAAGAGGACUUGGAUGAAAAGAAAAUUUGAUGACAACGAUGUGACUAGAAAUUAAUGGAACAAGAUCGCUGUACAUAUUUAUACAUAUUACGUAAAUGAAUCAAUUGAUGAGUGAUUUUUAGAUAUUUCGCUAUGGGUCUAUUGUCGAAUCUUGCUCUUUCUCUCGCGGAUCAGCGAGGAAGUUGCGUUUUGCGUUACUGUCGAAAAGUGUACAUAAUGUAGAGUAGAAAUAUUGAUCACUUAGGGCGAGAGCAGAGAGCGGGAAGGGGAAAGUAACGAAAUGAAAAGAAAGAAAGAAAGAAAGAAAGAAAGGAAAAGCUCUUGCUUUCCAUACCGAAGUAACGUUGUUAUGGAUAUCAUAAAUAUAGAAAUGUACGUACCUUGCAGCGACGGAUAUUUUUGUAGGAUACCAUGAGAAAUUCGUAACUCUCUUAGCAAUACUCAAGCUGUUUUAUGGUAUUUACUGAAAUAUAAUCUAUUAUUUAAUUUACAUCCAGUAUUGUUUCAUAUUAUAUAUUAUUAUAUUUAUCUUCGUUAAUUUUUAAUAGAAGCAUUUUCAUGUUUCGAACGAAUAGCCUGUAGUUACACACAUAGUAUAUACGUAAAUAAAUAUUAUUAUGUAUCACGGACUUUACUGUAGCUGAGAAUACUCCUGUGAACGUCCGUGUUAGAAAAAGAAAAUAAGAAUGUUUGUAUCAUACCCUAGACGAAAAAUGUUAUUCCGAUAUUAUAUAUUUAGUUUUAUUAUUAAUGGAUAAUUACAAUAAACGUGGUUAUGCAUUCUGCAUGUAGAAGUUUGAAAGAUAAUAAAAAACCUUAUUUAAGCAUUAUAAAA
Molecule: messenger RNA, 6039 nt
Organism: Athalia rosae (coleseed sawfly)
Lineage: Eukaryota; Metazoa; Arthropoda; Insecta; Hymenoptera; Athaliidae
Gene: ovo
Product: transcriptional regulator ovo
Exons: 8
Coding region: 895-3633 (912 amino acids)
Biological process (GO): regulation of transcription by RNA polymerase II; epidermal cell differentiation
Cellular component (GO): nucleus
Molecular function (GO): RNA polymerase II cis-regulatory region sequence-specific DNA binding; DNA-binding transcription factor activity, RNA polymerase II-specific
Source: RefSeq, a predicted model, not a curated record